This is a messenger RNA of Durusdinium trenchii, 354 nucleotides long. The record is from the annotation of a GenBank genome assembly. NCBI's taxonomy places the organism in Eukaryota, Dinophyceae, Suessiales, Symbiodiniaceae.
AUGCUUGGCUCCAGCAGCUUUGGCAGCGAAGUGGUGGAGGUCGUGGCGGCGAGCUUCGAUUAUGGGAUCGAGCUUCGAGCGAGCUUGGAGCGGGCCUGGCAUCUCAUGGCAUCCCUGGCAUCUCACGGCCGCCGUGUUUUCUCGCGGUGCGACGGUUGGACAAAGGCAACAGCCCGAUUUGGUGACCACAGAGUCACCACAGCGUCGGUGGCCGUCCUUGGAUUCAGCAUGAUUCAUCCCAUGAGGAUGUUCAAAAGCAUUGACCAAAAAGCCUUGGUCAUGUGCCUGUCCAAGACAUGUUUGUGCUUUGGAAAGAGGACCGUAAAAGUCGGUGGGAUCUUGGGGAGCCUAUGA